Brassica oleracea var. oleracea is the source of this 810-nucleotide messenger RNA. RefSeq names its product ureidoglycolate hydrolase-like. Gene Ontology annotation, molecular function: hydrolase activity, acting on carbon-nitrogen (but not peptide) bonds, in linear amidines. The transcript is spliced from 6 exons. NCBI's taxonomy places the organism in Eukaryota, Viridiplantae, Streptophyta, Magnoliopsida, Brassicales, Brassicaceae. The coding region runs from base 77 to 622 and encodes 181 amino acids. The record is from RefSeq and is a predicted model, not a curated record.
AGUAACCGCUAUUGCUGCCCCAGCAAGUUUGAAGGUGGAAUUUGAAGGCAAUGGAGGUCACGCCGGUGCUGUGCUUAUGCCAUAUAGAAAUGAUGCCGGGCUUGCGGCUGCAGAGUUAGCUCUUGCUGUGGAGAAACAUGUGUUAGAAUCAGAAUCAAUAGAUACUGUAGGAACUGUUGGUAUUCUGGAGCUACAUCCUGGAGCAAUCAACAGCAUUCCAAGCAAAUCUCAUCUUGAAAUCGAUACAAGAGAUAUUGAUGAAGCGAGAAGAAACACCGUGAUCAAGAAGAUACAGGAAUCUGCCAACACGAUUGCUCGAAAACGAAAGGUGAAGCUAACAGAAUUCAAGAUUGUAAAUCAAGAUCCACCGGCUCUCUCAGACAAGCUAGUAAUCAAGAAAAUGGCAGAGGCAAGCACAGAGCUAAACUUAUCACACAAGAUGAUGAUAAGCCGAGCUUAUCAUGAUUCUCUCUUCAUGGCAAGGAUAUCUCCAAUGGGUAUGAUAUUCAUCCCGUGCUACAAAGGAUAUAGCCAUAAACCUGAAGAAUAUUCAUCUCCUGAAGACAUGUCUAAUGGAGUUAAGGUACUUUCCCUCACACUGGCCAAGCUCUCUUUGGACUGAUGCAAAACCCUCAUUUCCAUCCAGAAAAGCUUUGCAUAUUCUGUACCUGUUUCUUCUGUCUUUGUGCUUCAAAUGUAUUGACACUCUAAAGAAAAUUCAAUAAAUGUUGUGGCUAUCACUUAUCAAGUUCUCUGUCACUGUUGUUAUAUAAUAUUUCUGUUACAGUUAAUGAUGUGACGUUUGUAGAA